AUGUCGCUCAUUACAGACUUUCCAUUCCAUGCUUACUUGGGUGACCUGAAGACCCGCCGUGUGAUGGGCGCCAAGGACGCCGUGUCCCUGUCUCUGCUUGCAUCUGAGGAUAUGUCGGGGAUCGCUUUCGUGGAGGUUCGCACGCGUGCCGGCCAGGAGGAUCGUUCGGCACCUUGGCGUCCAGUUGUAAGAAAUGGUGAGAAUCACGCCACAUUCUACGACACUCGAAUGGGUAACUUCGACGCUAACCCGUUUCCACCACAGACAUGUCAAACGUGCGCAGCGAGCUUGACAGGAAAGUACGGCAAUGAACGUUGUCACGGUCACUUUGGAUUUGUUGGAAUGCCGCGUAUCCGCCCAGGCAGUGCGCAUUCGGACUCCGAUCGCCUUGUCGUUUUGAAUCCGCACCUCGCGAUGGAUGCAGAUCGUUUGUUCCGAGCGAAAUGCUUCUUUUGUCACAAGUUUCGAGCACCAACAUUUGAUGUCGAACGAUUCCGCCAGGCACUGGUUCUGGCCGACCAUGGUUUACCAGGAGAUGCGCUGCAUCUUCUCGACACAGUGCCAACAGCGAAGGGUCACGAUGCUAUGCUGAACCACAGGCGCAUGGCAAAUGAGGAAAUCGUCAACGAUGUAUCCAUCCUUCAGUCGUAUGUUGAUCGUAUCUUAAGGCAGCGCGCUAGUGGAUGCAGUGAGGAGGAUGCGAAAGCAAGAGUGACUAUGGCACAGAAGGGAACUGUGGACGUUCGCAAUGACAUUUGCAACAUGGCGAUUAGUCAUCUAAGAUCAUUCAGUGGUCCUUGUAGCCACUGCACUGCUAUUUCUCCGACCUUCUUGAAGCGCGGCGGUAUUAUUUUCUUUUUAUUCAGGAAAUCGAAUCUUGUGACAAACAUUGCCAAAGGAUUCCUUACCCAGCAAGAGGUAUCUGAGUGGGAGGCUGUCAACCGGCUGCAUGGGAGGACUGGAACAUAUUUUGAUGGUCGUCAAAUGCUUUUUCAUAUGAAAAACCUAUUCGCAAAAGAGCAAGCUAUCCUUGGUUUGCUGUACCCAAAUCUUGGUGAACCGUCGGUUUUCACCAAAACCAACAAGGUUGUCCCAGCGAGUGAAAGGUACAAACUGUUCUUUUUGGACCGUAUUCUCGUACCGCCAUUACCCCUGAGGCUUUCGUCAGGCGUGAGAGUAAAUGAUAAUGGUUUGAUAAUACCCGACGAGCAAACACGUGCUCUUUCCGAUAUAUUGGGGUUUGUUGAGCAGAUUGAGUGCUUCCACACAUUGAGUGCUAAUUCUACAAACGGGCGUAGUUUCAUCACCGAUGCGCAGAGGGCUGUGAAUGAGUCGAACCUCCGCAACCUUCAACAAAAAGUGGAUGAGUUUUAUGCAGAAAUCAUAAAUAGCUUUGCGAAGAAGGAGGGUCUCUUCCGCAUGAAUAUGAUGGGAAAGCGUGUCAAUCAGGCCUGCCGUUCGGUUAUUUCGCCUGAUCCAUUCGUUGAACCGAACGAAGUGCUUUUACCAAGACCACUAGCCCGUGCUUUGUCGUUUCCUGAGCAAGUUACUUGUUUCGCACCAGCUCGCAUGAAUCUGUUGAAACACUGCGUUGUGAACGGGCCACGUAAAUACCCCGGCGCCACACACAUUGAGCUUCGUCAUGCCAACGGUGAGAUCCGUUCUGUUGACCUUAAUGUACCCGAGCAGACACGGCGGCAGCAUGCUGCAAGGUUUUUUGCGAUGGCCCAGAGUGGUGUGACGUUAAUCGUUUAUCGGCACAUUCUUAAUGGUGAUCGCGUUAUAUUCAAUCGCCAACCCACACUCCAUAAACCGAGUAUGAUGGGGUAUCGCGUGAAGGUACUUUCAGGGUCCAAAACUAUUCGCUUUCACUACGUGAAUGGUAACUCCUUUAACGCAGACUUCGAUGGUGAUGAAAUGAACGUUCACGUUCCGCAAAGCAUUGAGACGCGGGCCGAGGUUGAAACGCUGAUGGACGCAAACAUCAACUACCUUGUGCCGACGUCUGGCAGACCGAUCCGUGGUCUUAUACAGGAUCAUGUGGCGGCAGGCGUUUUGGUAACGUUGCGCGACAAGUUCUUUGAUCACUCCACCUUUGUGCAACUGGUGUACAAUGGCGUCGGUCCAUACAUUCAGGAAAACGUUGGCAUAACUCUUGCUGAACUUAUUCCCAUUCCAGCAAUUCUCAUGCCUCGGCCAAUGUGGACUGGAAAACAGCUGAUAUCUGUGAUGGUUCGGUUUUCUAGUGGAUUGUCUGCCGCAAGCGACUGUGGACGGGAGAUAGAGGGCGGAAUCACACUCAAAGGCACUUCACAAAUCCAACCCAGCGCAUUUGACAGAAUACCGGCGGGUAGCUGCGACGCAGUGCGUGUGAAAUCCGGGGCAGUGGUUGAUUCUACUGUCAUGUUUGCGAACAGUGAGCUAAUUACCGGAUUCAUGUGUAAGAAGCAGCUUGGAGCCUCUAAUAUGUCUGCCCCCCACCAUGUCUAUGAGCUUUACGGGCCACAUAGGACGGGACAGUUGUUCGCUGCUUUUGGCCGUGUUCUCCUGCUGGCUCUACGAAAGGAGGGUCUUUCUCUUGCGAUGGACGAUAUGUUCCUCGUUGAUGAAGAGCGCCGAUGCGACUUGCUUAGGAAGCUUGAUGAUAUAGCGUUGGAUGUUCCAGAUGAAGAGGCCACUGCUGCACCGAUGAUUGCAGAUUAUGCAACAAAGAUUCAGCAGGAGUUUGUUCCGCAGCGCAUGCUGGUGCCCUUCCCAAAGAAUCAUCUUCUUCUGAUGACUAUUUCAGGUGCGAAAGGGAGCAACCUGAACGCCACACAAAUGUCACUGCAGUUGGGCCAGCAGCUGUUCGAUGGACUGCGCGUUAAGCGUAUGAACUCUUCCAAGACGCUUCCGUCCUUCUUCACUAAUGAAAAGCGUGCCCGGUCCUUUGGGUUUGCUAUGGGUUCCUUCGCCUCAGGGAUCAGACCAGCCGAGUAUACCAUUCAUGCAAUGGCUGGUCGCGACGGCCUUAUUGAUACCGCUGUGAAAACCUCCCGUUCUGGUCACUUGCAACGCUGCCUCAUCAAAGGUCUCGAAAGCCUUGUGGUCCAUUGGGACCGUACGGUGCGUGACUCCAACGGCAGCGUUAUCCAAUUUAUGUAUGGGGGUGACGGACUUGACCCGUGCAAGGCUUCUACGCUUACGGCGUGGGAGAUGAUGAAGGAUAACGUAGUUGAUGUUUCCAAGCGAUUCGGAGGAGAUGCCUCAGAAAGUGUUGCCGGUGCCGAGGAUGGCGCGGCGGCAGGGUUGGAGGAGAUGCGAAACGAAGAUGGAAAGCCCACGACUGAGGCCGUGCAAAAUGCGCAUAUGGAGCAGCAACUAUCCACGUAUCCUCUUCCGGCCUCACUCGACAAGAGUUUGUCUGAGUAUCUGUGCAAAAAAGCAGAUUUCCCGCUCUUCCGCAAGGUGUCGACGCUAGCCCGUUGGGAUGCGAAACAGCAGCUAAAAGAGAGGUUACAGCAAAGGCGCCAGAAGUGGGUUGGUGCCUUCGAAAAAACGCUUGCAGACAUUACUGCCCGCAGGCGUCUGUGGGCAUUGUGCGAACCCGGUGAGCCCGUUGGCCUCCUUGCAGCGCAAGCAGCUGGUGAGCCGUCAACACAGAUGACCCUCAACACAUUCCACACUGCUGGUUCAACUGUCUCCCACGUGACGGAGGGUAUUCCUCGACUCCGCGAGUUACUGAUCUACGCCUCCGUUAAUAAGGCGGCUGUUGUUGUACCCGUUACUAAUGCUACAGAGGAAGACGAGAAAGUAAUCGCCAAAAUGCUUCGUGCAGGUGUCGCCGCAAAACUGACCGACUGUCUCGCGAAGGUCACAGAUGGCGCUGGUGGCCAAAGCGCUUCCAGCUCGAUGCAGCGGAACUUAAACACUGGCUUUGGUAAGGGCUACCACUAUCACGUUGCGCGAGGCCGCACUGGUAUGGUGAUUACGGUGUCUUUCCUGUUUUCGCGCUCGUGUUUGGAGGAGUUGCGUAAGCGCAUGUGUAUGUCACCAUCUGAACAUCGACAAUCUUUUACUGAAGCACUAAAGAAUGUUGUGCGGCUCAUCAUGAGGUCACUGAGCGCCGUUCCACGCGAGAAGGAAAGCGGUGACGGUUCAGGGAACACUGGAGGGAUGAAAGGGGGAAGUGGGCGCGCCGACAGGAAGAGAAAGCGAUCAGGCCCGGACGAUGGCGGUGGUCCUCUUGGGGGUACUUUCGGAGACGAAAUUAUGCGCAUUGAAGAGGGAACCGAUUCUGAUGAUGGCAUGAGCGAGAGGAGCAGUAUAGGUGGGGGUCGGGCUGGCUCGGAGGUCUCAUCUCUACACUCGGAUGGAACCGAUACCAGGGGCAUAGCAGGAAGCGAUACGGGCGGGCCGCAGCGACGGAGGGGCUCUGUUGAAAGUGGCCGCGGUGACGAUGCUUCUGACAGUGAGGCAGCUGACCCCGACUUAUAUGCCAGACGAAGUGGCUCUCCGGCGAGGGAUGCGGAGGAUGGAGAUGAGAUGCAGGAUCGGGACGGCACGGAUUGGGGAGGAACGUCGAUGCAAGGUGUGGUGGGAUAUGACAACUUCCCAGAGAUUCACAUGAGUUUCACCAAGUCAAAUUUCGGUGCUGUUAUUGCUCCCCUUAGUACUGCUGCAGCGGCCCGAGAUGGGGUUGUGCAACUACACGAAGACUUUUUCAUAGUUAAUGCUGUGCUGCGCACGCCCUCGGACGUCAUUGCCGUCAUUCCGGACGUUGUGGAUAAUGCUUUGGAGGCGCAGAGAAUGCCCUCGUGGUUACCUCAAUUCGGGUCCCUCACUUUCACUCGACUGAAAGAUAAAGGAUCUGGCCAGCUUGUUUUCCAAGGACCUGGCUCGACAAUGCGGAAUGUGAUGUCUUUCCUUUCCCUUUUCACCGUUGGCAUAAAAUCGAUAAAACUUCACCAAGCUUGCUCCACUGAUAUUCGGGAUAUGGGAACAUACUUCGGCAUUGAGUCUGGAUACGCUGCGCUUUACGAUGAGCUCAAUAAACUAUUCAACCGCUACAAUGUCGACCCGCGGCACUUGUCGCUCAUCGCCGAUACGUCUACCCACCGAGGGCGAUGGGAGAACUUCAAUUUCACUGGUGUCAUAUCAACGAGCGCGAGCCCACUGUUUCAGAUGACAUUUGCCUCGUCGAAGCGCUGGUUGCACAGAGCGGUGAGUCGGGGAAUGAGUGACGACCUCGAGUCCUUUAGUUCUGCCAUCAUGGUGGGGGAACGCCCUCGUGUGGGAACGGCGUCCGUGCGGCUCUCGACUGAUACGGCGAUUUUGCGGGAUGUGCUCGAGAGGAACUUUGCAUAA
Messenger RNA from Trypanosoma brucei brucei TREU927, 5346 nucleotides. RefSeq names its product DNA-directed RNA polymerase I largest subunit. Gene Ontology annotation, cellular component: RNA polymerase I complex. Gene Ontology annotation, molecular function: DNA-directed RNA polymerase activity; DNA binding. The record is from RefSeq and is a predicted model, not a curated record. Bases 1 to 5346 code for a protein of 1781 amino acids. Gene Ontology annotation, biological process: DNA-templated transcription. The transcript has a single exon. Lineage: Eukaryota; Euglenozoa; Kinetoplastea; Trypanosomatida; Trypanosomatidae.